CUUCUUCCUACAACUCAACAUGCCGGCCAAGAUGUGCUUAGUUAUAUUGCUCGUGGGUGUCACUUUAUGCAGCGGCGCGGUUUUGCCGUUAACUGAUACACCGAAUGGAGGAUCUGCAGCCAACACAACUGCGACAGCAGCGACGACAAAACCACCACCAACAACAAAACCACCACUAACAACGGCAGCAAAGGUUACAACAACGACGAAACCAACGACUGCGACAGCGAAAAAGACCAAUACGAGAAAACCCAAGACAACUACCACUAAAAAGACUACAGCGAAGAAACUCCUACAACUAAUAUCUACAUUGAAGGCUACACCUAAAACUUCAACAACAGAGCCAACCACUAAAACGGACAUCGAAACAACUUAUACGAUCCUUGAAAUACCCACCAGCACCCUCGCCAAAUUUUGCACUUACAAUGGCAAGACGUACGCGGUGAGUAUAUAAUACAAUGUACUCUGUAUGCUUUUUAAAUCUGUUAUAUUAACUUCACGUUUGUUCGUGUGUUGUUGUUUUUUUAAAUUGACCCACUUCCCAUCAUCCUAUUGAACUGAAACUUGGCACAUAGACUCGUUGCCGAGGGUAGCACAUUCUUCGAAAAUUUUCAACCCCACCCCGAACCCAGCAAAAAAUCAAUUUUUCCUGUUUUUCAAAGGGGAGGAACAUAUGUUAACGCUUUGCUCAACGAGUGCGUGUUUUAGUGUGGAGAUUAACUGUGCAACUGUUGCUACGUGUUUUGUGUUUGUAAUUGGGUAUAAAUAUAUCUCUUUUUUUUAAUUUUAGGUUUUACAUGCACUGAAGGUAUAUAAACACCAUUCCCACAGCAAAAUCGGCCGCUGCAAUCACGUCAAUGAUACAUCACCCUACAAAAACAUCAUGCAAAAAGAAAUUUUGCAUCUAUAGGAUUUAUACGCAUAACGUUAAUAUUUUAGGAGUUUUUUUUUUUUUCAUUAGAUUUCUUUCGUCAUUUUGUUUGUAGUUGGAAUCUUGCAUCCCAACUUUGACCCACUUUCUGAUGUCCCACUGAGUUGAAAUCUUCUUUUCACGUACCAACCCCCCCCCCCCCCCCCCAUGACAAUAACACUCUUCAUGGUCAGUAGGUCACCAGUGACCCCCCACCCUUCCUCACUCACCAAUGAAUGACCUCUAUCUUGCCGUGUCCGGAAAUUUGAUCGAAAGAAAUUUCGCCAACGGAAAAUGGAUCGACGGAAGUUUGAUCGGACUGAUAUUUGGUCAAAUCCUUUUGAUCGAAGCAAUUAUUAUUUUCUUAUUUGAAGGUUUUGAACUAUUUAAAAGACUUAAAUGCAUGCCAACAAGGAAUAAUGCAUAUAUUUAAAGAUUUUAAAUUUUAAUUAACUGGCCAUAUACAUAUACAUAUAUAUAUAUAUAUAUAUAUAUAUAUAUAUAUAUAUAUAUAUAUAUAUAUAUAUAUAUAUAUAUAAUACGUGUGUGUGUGUGUUUUGUGUGUUUGUGUGUGCGCAUUCGCUCAAUAAGCCACUUUAAAAUAUGACAACAAUACUAAAAAUUACUUUUUUUUUAAGCUACAGUUACCAUAAUAUUUUAAAAUAAUAUUUUCAGAAUGUAAAUAAAUUUUGUUGAAUAUGAACGAUAUUUCACAGUUAAAGUAAAAAAAAAAUAUGACAAUGAAUAGCCCUCAUAAUGAAAAGUAUACGACUUUCAAAAAUGUGUUACAAUCUAUUUCAGUUAUUGCAAUUAUAACUAUGUGCUCGAUUUUUGUUCAAUUUAAAUUAUAACAUUAAUACCAUGAACCCUAACAGGCAGGAGAAACGUUUUCGCCGGACCCAUGCACUUUCUGUAACUGCGAGGAGAGCGGCCAAUCCAUGUGUGCUCAGAUGAGUUGUCCGUAUUGUCCGGGGGGAACCGUCUCCAUACCUGACCAGUGCUGUCCGAUUUGCCACCCAGAGGUUAGCUGUUUUAGUUUAUAUAUAUAUAUAUAUAUAUAUAUAUAUGUAUAUGAGAUCCUUUCCGCUCGUAUAAGAGUUGCAUUUACCUUUACCUAAAAACAUAUUGCAGGGAAAGUUCAGUAUGCUGCCAAAUACAUCUCGAUACAAUUUUGUACUGCUGCUUAUUUUAGAGGCGCAUAAAAGAGAGCAGGUUGUAAGAAAGCGAUCAUAAACCCCAUCGUAGAAGAAGACUGUCCCCAAACUGACCAAAUGGCUUAUUUACACGAGUAACAUAACAUCGGGGUUCAAGACAUAAAUUGUAAUGAACCCCGGUUUUACUAUUUAUGCGGAGUGGACAAAUUCCAUUUCUGGACGUCGAAAGCUAUCAGGGAAAAUCUUGUGACAUUCUUAAGUGAAUCAUCGAUUUUAAUUUCAGAAACUAAGACUUUAAAACAGAGGAAACAGCUAUCAUUGUUAUUUAACUUUGGUGUUUACUGCAAGCCGGUGAACACGUUAAAAUAUAGGAGAUUGCUACAAGUCUUACAUUUGGUUUAUACGGUAUCGAGUCAAAGGUUGUAAAUUAAAUAAAGAAAUAUCUAAGCUAAAUUGUAAAGUGUAAGGAUUGGUUUAAUCUUUUUUUUAAAAAUAUAAUCAUUAUGAAAUGAUCUUACGACAUUCACUCAAUAUUCUUUUUUUUUUAAUGAUGUUAUGAAGCUGAAUAUACUCAGGCGAUCUUAAGUAAGAAUCUAGUGGCUUUUAAUGUGUACAUAAUCAUUUCGUGGAUCACACAUUCAAUGUCUAACUGAACACAAUUUACUUCUUUUCUCCUAAACACUACAGCGCGUGUUAUGUACGUUCGAGGGUGAGUUUUACGCAGUAAGUAGAAUCAUUCUAUAAAUAGCUCUUACAUGUUUUAAAGACAUUGAAGUGGUGGAGUUAUAUUUGUUAAGGAGUCAUUUGUUAGAGAUCGUGAGUGUCAGUCUCCAGCCCACUGCAGGUAAUGAUUUAAAAAUCACUUCCCCCACCCCCCCCACCAAAAAGCACAACAAUAUUUUAGUUUAAAAGUACACGCACACCAAACACCCCCCCCCCACUUUUCCCAAAAUUAAAAAAAAAAUUAAAAAAUUAUCCUGAUCUGUAAAUGGCUUGGAACACUGUGUUGCUUCCACCAUAGCUUAACAUGAGCAGCUUGACACAAUGUACAUAUACAUAAAGAGAGAAAAAGAGAGGGAGGAAAGGGAAGAGAGAUGGGAUAUAUAUAUAUCUAUAUAUAGACCGACGUGGUGAAAUUCGCGUUGCAAAAAUUUCACCGCAAGAGCUUCUCAUAUCAAAGUUUGUUUCUGAUUCAAGUUUUUCGAAACCGAAUACACCGCUCUUUUGGUUCUUCAGGUAGGUGCAAGCUUCCACACAGAGCCCUGCACGGUCUGCACGUGCGGGCCCGAUGGUCAAAACGAGUGCUCGACAGACGAGUGUCCGUACUGUGAGGGAGAGGCUGUCUACGUUGACGGUCAGUGCUGUCCGGCAUGCUACCCGACGACAACCACGACCGUGAGUUGUUCUUUUUUUUUAUUUUUUGGCUUAACUUUAAAGACAACCACGACCGUGAGUUGUUCUUUUUUUUUUUUGGCUUAACUUUAAGACCAGUAUUGUACUUUGCGUGAACACUUAGCCAUCGAGAUACCUUUUAUUUGAGAUCAUCACCCGAAUCAAGAGGCGUGAGCUUCAUUUAGAGAAUUCUGUUUAUUUUUUUAUUCCAACACAAGUUAAGCCUGUGGUUCUUGCGGGUUGCAUAGCCCUAGAACUAAAAAAAAAAAUGUAGAUCACAAUAGCUGUCACAAUAGAUAUCACAAUAGAUGUCACAAUAGAUGUCACAAUAGAUGUCAAAAUAUCUGCAACAAUAGCUGUUACAUUAGGUGUCACAAUAGCUGUCACAAUAUUUUCCACAAUAGCUGUCAUAAUAUUGGCCACAACAGCUGUCAAAAUAACUGUCACACGAGCUGUUGCAAUAGCUGUCACAAAGGCUGUCACAGUAGAUGUCACAAUAGCUGUCUUAGGGCCUAAAAACGACCGUCUAUCAAAUAAUACAUGUAAAAAUUCAUAUCAAAUUGCUUGAAAAAUUCACUCUAAGAAGUUUUACAUUAUUUUCGACCUUUCGAUGAAAAUGCGAGCAGAGGUAAAGUCUAUAAAGAAUGACCAAAACGCAUUCACUUACCUCGGUACUGGCGUUUUAAAAUGUGUCUCCGUUUGAAGCUACACCAGGUAAUGCGUCUGACAUUUUGGUUUAAGGGGGGGGGGGGGGGGGGGGGGUUGGGGGAGGGGGGACAGCAUAAUAUCGCCACCGGCCUUUCGGGUUCUUAUGCAAUUCAAUUUCUAUUAAGAAAUUUAAACAAAAUAGAUCGAGUUGGUGGUGGGGGGGGGGGGGGGGGGGGGGGGGGGGUGUGGUAAAAAAUCUUGGCACAGCUCCAGGCGGCACUGAUCCCAGCGACGCCCCCAGGAGCGCCCCGUUAUUUACACAUUUAAUCUUUUAACAAAAUGUAAUCGAUCUUUUAAAUCAUAUAUUUAAAAAAAAAUUAAGUUAAUAAUUGAAUUUAUUAUUUCAUCUCUGUCAAGCAACAACCAAACUUUUGCGAAGCCAAUGGAAAAUAUUACGCUGUAAGUAUAAUUCGGAUUUUUCUUUGUGUUUUUAAUGUUCAGACAAAUUGAGCAGCCAUAAGUUAAAAUUUAAAAUAAACGUUUUUUAAAAAAGGUAUGCUUUCAAAGUACAAAAAAAAAACGUCAUUUAAAAAAAAAAAUUUGUGUCUAACUAUAUCAAAAUAAUACUUGGAUUGAAAAAAGAUGUGAACACUUCACAAAGCAGUCAUGUAAGUUGUAUAAUACUGAUUGUGGGUAGAUGAAGUAAGGAGGAAAGACGACGGCCCAGGUCCACUGGUGAUGUAUUAAACAGAAACUCGUCCCUCUUCCCCUAGACAGCGGCGAGAACGUGACAGGCAGAUCCGGCUCAGUAACAGACUGAACACAGAACAGGAGCUGCUCAUUCCUGUCAAAGACAAUCAAGGGCCGGAACAUUCUUCCAAAAGGAACAGUUGAAGCAGCAACACCUGUCACAUUUGUGUCUAUUGCCUCAGGCCUUUCAAACCCUAGUUCCUGAUACCCUCGCUGAGUAGCCCUUGCAGCCAGUGAAACAUCCUCAGCACAGACAGGCACAGAAACACUGCAAAUCUCUCAUACAUGCAUAGGAAGCAGGACCGUUGAUGCAUAGAUUGAGGACCCUUAAUAUAAUAUAGAAGAAGAAGGUUCAAGACGAGCAAAGUAGCGCUGCGGAAAUCUCCUUCAAUGCGUAAAAUAAAAUGUAAUGCUCCCCAAAACAUGGCUUUACAUUACAAGUUAUAAAGAUUGCAUCGACGUAACUGCACGCUUAUGCGUUACUGAAAGAGGAAGAUGAACAUCGAGGUAGAGGGAGGGAGAGAGAGAGGAGAGAGAGACAGAGAGUGUGAGAGAGAAAGCGACAUGGAAAUUAUUCCUUUCACAAUCCUGCUUUUCUCAAAGCUCUCUAAUGUGUUUGUGAUGAACGGCUGUGGUGUGCCUACUUUAUACGAACCAAUCAAACAGCAGUACAUUUUGUAAUUAAAUACAUUCGGUUGUGAUAAUCUUCCAUUCUGGGACUCACACCCAAAGCCAAGAUAACCCGACCAUCUAAUACUCGAUUUCGAUUUGGAUUCUUCAGGUAGGGGAAAGCUACAUGCCCGACCCGUGCCAACACUGCACGUGUGCUGAAGGUGGACACCCUUGGUGCAUGAGGUACAGGUGUGAAAUGUGUGACGGACUGACCGUCUACGUGCCUGGCCAGUGCUGUCCAGAAUGCCAACAAACAACGGUCAGUUUGUCAGUUUAUGUUUAAGAGAAAAGAAACAACCAAUUAUUAGAGUGUGGGACUGCGAUAAAGCUUUCAAGUAGAUCAAUGGGACACAAACAGUAUGUGUAAUACAACAUUAUAUGUUUCUCUUCGUUGGGUACUUGUGCCCAAACUUAUUUUCUUUUCAAGUUUAGGCACGAUAUAUAGUUUACGUAAAUUUCAUUUACUCUUAUUUGAAUUUUUAAUUUUUUUCUCUUAUGUUGUACGGCUGAAGGCAUUAGCAGAAACGUUUGCAUUUGUAUUCUGUGUAAAGAUUUGUAAAGUUAAUUUAAUAUUGCUCCAUUUACACAAAUUGUUUUUGUCUGGAUUAAUUUAAGAUCAAAACUUAAGUUUCUGGCCCAACUUUAAAACAAGCUAAUAAGGUUUCCUGAGCUGAUUAGAAUUGUCUGUCCAUCUGUUCAGAGAGAAUGGAACAUGCUGCUGGUUUCUUAAAAGCUAAGACUGUGUACAUAUACUGCAGGCAGUUUGACACGUCUGUAUACAAUGUUAAUCUUCAAGGGGAACGAAACUUCUUUAUCUGUAAAUUUUCCAUAUAAUUCCAGAUUUCGGAUGCAUUUAUUCAGUAAAAACUGUUCCAUCCCCAAAGCAACAUCUUGUAUAUAUUCUAUGAAAGACAUUCUUCUAACACAAGGACAUAUUUUUUUUGUUGCUUUUUGUUUUUUUCUUUGGCCUUGGGGGGGGGGGUAUCAAAUAUGUAAUUUAUUAAUUUUUUUUUCAAUUUCUCAAACAGCCUACCUUUUGUGUAGCCAAUGGAAAAUAUUACGCAGUAAGUACAGUUCUGAACUAUUUGAUUAGUCGAAGUAGGUUGUAGGUUUUCUAUUUUUUCACUUACACGCAAAGUCAAGAUGACCCACUAUCUAUUAUUAUUAUUAUUACAAAGCUCUUAUAUAGCUUGCCACCCCAGUCUAGGCCUUGGAUCACCACACUGCACAUAAAAAUAUUAUUGAACAUAACCAUGAGAUGAAAAUAAUUCAUUUAUUGAUUUUUUUUUAAAGCUGCAUAAAAAUAAAACAAAAAAUAUAUUCAUCCCAAACACCCCAGAACUAUUUACAUGUCAAGCCAUGGACGGACCACAGCAGAAUCGUUUAUCGGUCAGAUGGGGGACGGGAAUCAGUCGGGAUAGUAGAGUUUGAAGAGCUGUGUCUUAAGUGCAAUUUUGAAGGCCUGAAUGGUCAGUUUAUUGCGGAUGUGUAGUGGGAGAGAAUUCAAUUGUUGGGGUGUGCAGAAAGAGAAAGAUCGUUCACCGUAUGUUUUAGUGCUUGUCUUGGAAAAAAAAUACUCGUGUCUGCUGAGAAACGAAGCUGACGAAGGGGUGAAUAGACAGAAAGAAAUCCCGUUAGAGAAGAAGGGCAGGAAUCCGAGAAGAAGAUGUGACGGAGAACAAAUUAAUAUUCACUGUCAAUUUUGAUUAUUUAGGUCGGUGAAAGCUACAUGCCUGAUCCAUGCCAACACUGCACGUGUGCCGAAGGUGG
This is a messenger RNA of Lymnaea stagnalis (great pond snail), 7296 nucleotides long. The record is from the annotation of a GenBank genome assembly. Lineage: Eukaryota; Metazoa; Mollusca; Gastropoda; Lymnaeidae.